Molecule: messenger RNA, 1042 nt
Organism: Centruroides sculpturatus (bark scorpion)
Lineage: Eukaryota; Metazoa; Arthropoda; Arachnida; Scorpiones; Buthidae
Exons: 3
Coding region: 107-631 (174 amino acids)
Source: RefSeq, a predicted model, not a curated record
UUCUACUCACUUCCCGCUUUUCAAUCUCCUGACUCGUCCGGUCCAUUCUAUAUAAGAACAGUUAGUAGGGGGAUUUAGUAGGAUGUACAAUUAACCUUUUUUAAAUAUGAGAACUGUUAUAGUUGUAACGUUACUUACACUCUGCUGCAUCUGGUGUCAAGCAAUUCAUCCCAGUAGCAAAAAUAAAUUAGAUAAAAAACACGAUUUCGAUGUAUAUUUGGACGCCUUAGACAGUGGAGAAGGUCACUGGCUCAUUAGAAUAGACGAAGAAGAGAAGGAUAUAGACACUAGUGGAGAUGAAGAAAUCACCGAAUUUAAACUAUUGCCAACCCCUCCACUAAAGAGGAAAGAUAAAAAUAAGAAAAAGAAAGAGGUGUGCUGUAAAUUGGGUCGCUUAGCAGGUGAUAAAGGGUACAUAUGUUUCGCUGAUUUGUACUUGGCCAGGAUAAUUGAGAGGAACAGAAAUAGGGCACAGAGUAAAAUGAGGCUCUCUACUAACGAAAACAUCAAGAAAUCUAAAGAAAAAGUCAUGAGAGCCUUCAGUAGGUGCGUUAAAGGAAUGAAAGGUGUAUUUAACAAGUGCUGUUAUGAAACAUCUAUGAAGUUAGAUGAGAAAAUGAAGAGAAUAUAAAUAAUUUUUUAUACAGUAGUUUAUUUUUCUGUUAACAGAAAAAGAAUAUAAAUAUAAUUAAAUGAAUUAUUUGGUUUCUGUUUAGUUAAUUCACCCUUUUAUUUCGCCUCUUCUGGGGGUAGAAGUCACAACAAACUGCUUGAUUAGAUAUGCUUACUACUAAGCAUUGAUUAGAAAUAUAUUUUUAUGAAUGAGAUUUUGUCGAAUAUGCAAAAAUUUCUUGAGAUAAAAAAGAAUUUCGAUAGACAGGAAAUAAGAAAAUGUGAGGAAACGUGAGGAAUUAAAAUGCAGAAACGGCAUUUAUUUGAAUAUUCAUCAUUUUAUUUUUAAACCUCUUUUGAAAUCUUUCAACCAAUUUUUAAAAAAAAAUAUAUUUUUUUUCGACUGAUAAUUUUUGUUAUUUAUCAUUUC